AAAACAAGCAAUUCUAGAACACUCUGUUAUCGUCUCCAUAAAACCUCGCCUUCAGCAGCUUUAGGGUUUUAUCUUCUUCACUCUAACAAACCCACUAAAGCUCUCUCCUUUCCUAUCUCCUCCUCCAAAUCCCUCAAAUUCAUAAAAAGAAAUGGCCACAGCUCAGCUCACAGCCUCGUCAAUCUCAGCCAGGAGCUUGGCCUCGUUCGAAGGGCUGAGACCCUCAAAUACCAAGUUCGCGUCAGUGUCACUGGUGAGCCGCCGCUCCUUCCGCGGCCUCGUCGUCAAGGCCGCCACCACCGUCGCUCCCAAGUACACUUCGAUUAAGCCUUUAGGUGAUAGGGUGCUGGUGAAGAUUAACACUGUGGAGGAGAAAAGUACUGGUGGAAUUUUGCUUCCAACUACAGCUCAGACAAAGCCUCAGGGAGGUGAAGUGGUUGCUGUUGGGGAGGGCAAAACCAUUGGCAAAACUAAAGUGGGGAUCAGUGUCCAGACUGGUGCAGAGGUUGUAUAUUCGAAGUAUGCUGGGACAGAGGUGGAGUUCAAUGGGACAAAGCAUCUUAUUUUGAAGGAUGAUGACAUUGUUGGCAUCCUUGAGACAGAUGAUAUCAAGGAUCUUAAACCCCUGAAUGAUAGAGUCCUAAUCAAGGUUGCUGAGGCUGAGCAAAAGACUGCUGGAGGUUUGUUGCUGACAGAGGCAAGCAAGGAGAAACCCUCCAUUGGCGAGGUGAUUGCUGUUGGACCCGGUACUGUUGACGAGGAAGGGAACAAGAAACCAUUAAGCAUCAGCAAGGGGAGCACAGUAUUGUACUCCAAGUAUGCUGGGAAUGACUUCAAGGGCAAAGAUGGUUCUGAAUACAUAGCUUUGAGAGCUUCAGAUGUCAUUGCCAUCCUAUCUUAGUUGUCCAAUUAGAUAUCCCCAGUUUGUAUUUUUGACAUGUCUCGCGGAGUUUCUUCUUAGACGUUGCUGAUUACAUAGCUUUAAGCCUUUAAGGGCUUCAGGUGUCAUUUCUGUACGUUUCAAUGUAAUAACACUGGGAAUAUAACGAUUGCAGUUGUGGCAAAUUUGUUAUGAAAGUGUAUUUUCAUUUGAGUUUCAAUGAAGUUUCUACUUGGACAA
Fragaria vesca subsp. vesca is the source of this 1120-nucleotide messenger RNA. Its product is annotated as 20 kDa chaperonin, chloroplastic-like. Bases 152 to 901 code for a protein of 249 amino acids. The transcript is spliced from 6 exons. NCBI's taxonomy places the organism in Eukaryota, Viridiplantae, Streptophyta, Magnoliopsida, Rosales, Rosaceae. Gene Ontology annotation, cellular component: chloroplast; mitochondrial matrix. Gene Ontology annotation, biological process: positive regulation of superoxide dismutase activity. The record is from RefSeq and is a predicted model, not a curated record. Gene Ontology annotation, molecular function: ATP binding; protein-folding chaperone binding; protein folding chaperone.